UGUGACCUUGAAUAUAAGUCAAGGUCAUUUAUUUGAACAAACUUGGGCCAGGUGAGCUAAAAAUGACUAAGUGCUAUAGACAUAGAAUGGAAAGCCUCAACACCUGUUAAUGUUGAACAUCUCAGACUAGAGUUGAGCAAACAUCCGGAUAGGAUCUUCGUAGAAUAUCUAUGUACAGGAUUAGAGCAGGGUUUUGACAAAAUGGUUAAGACUGAUAUGGACCUACUAACUAAUGAAUGUAAAAAUCUUAACUCUGUAAGGAAAGAAGCAGAAGCAGUCACAGAACUAAUAGAGAAAGAAGUUGAGAAGGGAUUUUUAGUGGGACCUUUUCGACAGCCCCCAUUGGAGCAGUAUAGAGUGAGUCCGAUAGGAUUGGCAACAGGAAAAUACUCUGACAAGAAAAGACUGAUAGUAGAUCUGUCUGCUCUACACGAUGACAAUUACUAUUCUAGUGUGAAUAGCAUGAUAGAGAAAGAGGAAUGCUACCUUAGUUAUGUCAGAGUAGAGGAUGCGGUCAACCUUAUUCAGGACAUCGGUACAAAGGUAAAACGCUUCCGGAAGCUAGCUCCAAAAGCAGAUUUGGUACCACACAAAGUUCCCUUGGUGGAGGCAGUGUUCUGGACCUCCACAGUGUAGCUCAUGGUUUGUGGAGAACAUCUGUGGCACCCAAAACUAAGACAGCAUAUGAGACCAGUUUCAGAACCUACAUCAGCUUCCUCCUCCUACAGGGUGUCGUAGCAGUGUAAAACCUUACCAGGCGCCUCCAGUAAGUGAGAACCUUCUCGUGUUAUUCAUAGCGUACUGUUAUCAGUACUCGCAACUGAGUUACCACACUAUCAAGUUAUAUAUCUGCGGCGUUAAACAUACUUGUCUUCAACUCAAUGAUCGGCCAAAUAUAUCUACAAGCACGGAGUGGUCUCCUUGCCUUACAGCUGUGCUUAAUGGAGUAAAACGCGCACAAGGAGGUCCCAUGAAGACUUCCUGUUACCAUAGACAUACUGGUUAGUCUGUGUGCGAGAUGGAGGAGAGGUCUAUUUGGGGUAGCUACAGAUCUCCUUUUAGAAACAGCUUGUACAACAGCCUUUUUCGGGUUUAUUAGAUGUGGCAAAUUUACAUGUACAAAUAAAUUUGACCCCAGAACAAACUUAUGUGUGGAAGACUUGACAAUUAAUGAUGAUCACUUAAUUCUCAACCUGAAGUCAUCUUAAACCGUUCCGUUUCGAAAAGGUGUGUCUGUGUACUUAUUCAAAAACAGCAGAGGUGUGUGUGCAUACAAAAUCAUGGUCAAAUACAUUCAAGCUCCUGAUAUCAAAAGUGUUUCAGGCAAAAGUGCACUGUUAGUGACACAGGAUAAAGUAGCACUUUGUAGGAAGGUGUUCAUAGACUAUCUUAAGCGUUCACUUACAGAGAUAGGCUUAAACUCAGAACUGUAUAAUGGACACUCCUUCCGCAUCGGGGCAGCUACAUCAGCAGCUUCUCGUAACGUUCAGGAUCACCUAAUAAAGACAUUUGGUAGAUGGUCCUCUGACACUGUCGAUACAUCAAAACACCAAAAAGUACUUUGAGAAAAGCUCAGAUAGUGAUGGCAUUGACAAUAAGUGAUGACAAUUCUGUCUAAUGCUAGAUUUCAAUAAGACUUGCAAUACAAUUGGUAUAGAUAAUCAUAACACAUUAUCAAGGUAUAGGUAUAUUACAUACUGAUAAACAUAGUCAUGUAUGAAUUAUACAUAUGUGUGAGAUAUAUUGGGUAUACUAACAUGUAUACGUAUGUACCUACUAAUGUUGUUUGUUUAUCUUAAUUUCAAUUUUAUUUUUUGUUUCUUUCUUGUUAUUGUGACAUACAUGUAUAUCAACUUUAUACAGUGUAAUCUUUUGCAUUUUAGAGUGUAUUUAGCAUCAAGUUAUAAUUUAAGUAGCAACAGGUAACUGCAUUGCCCCUGUAUAAUUCAAUGAUCAAUAGUGGCUGCAGUUAACAGGACCACAUAACAGUAGGUUAUUGUCUUAUUAGUGAGUACCACAGGUACCUCAGAUCUCGGGGAGUAACCGAUGUAACACCAAGCACUCAGCAGCUUGUCACAUCUUAGUAGCAGGUAACACUUACUUCCAGUAGUUUGUAGCAGGUAACCGCGGUUAAGCACUGGUGCCUACAGCUACACCCAGCUAUAACGAUGUUACUCCUCAACCACUUGGCAGCAUGAUUAACGCAAGUAAACAGGUAACCGCUGUUACCUUCUAUUUAGAUGCACUGGUUACCAUGGUUACCUCCAGCGAGCAACUGCUGUUACUCCACAACCACCGAGCAGCAUGAUUAUCGUAAGUAGUACAGGUAACCGCAGUUACCUUCAGUAUUAGCACUGGUAGCCGCAGUUACCACCAGCGAGCAACCGCUGUUACUCCACAACAACUUGGCAGCAUGACUAACAUAAGUAAACAGGUAACCACAGUUAUAGGAAGCUUAAUUAGCAGUGUAUUGUGGAUGUACAUGUAUAGUAUAUGUUAUUGGAUAGGUAGUGUGUAUCGUUCGGCAGAAGAGUGGGAAAUAGCUAAGUUGGAGAGAGAGAAUACAGAAAUAUUGACAGUGCCGACAUUAUGUCCAUGAAUACAUGAAUGCGAGAAAGAACAAGAAUGGAUGCGAUGUAAUGUAAUCAGAGACAUGUAGCGAUUAUGUUAAUGCUUUUUGCUUUUUUUUGCAUCGCCUGAUCUGGUCAAGUGGUAUGUAGAUAUAUUCUUGCUAUGUAGUACAUAUGUAUAUAUAUAUAGGUAUCUUGUAAAUAAGAUAGCGAUGUUAAUUACGUUUAUAAUUUGUUUUAUACUCUCUUCUUGGGGGUAUUCAGCUGUGGUAGAUCCUCAUUUGGGCAGUUACUCAUUUUGUAAUUCGUAAUCCCCCAAGAAUUUUAUUCCGGGGUACAUAUAUGCUUCUUUCAUACAUUGCCCAGUCAACAGCUACAAUACAGCUGGCCGGGUACAUACAUGAAAGUAUUAGUAGUAAUAUCACAGCUGUUAUAUCCCCUUAGCCCAUAUAUAGGUAGAAUGUUUUCGUAAAUAAAUAUUAUUUGCUAAUAAUCUCAA
Molecule: messenger RNA, 3069 nt
Organism: Mizuhopecten yessoensis (Yesso scallop)
Lineage: Eukaryota; Metazoa; Mollusca; Bivalvia; Pectinida; Pectinidae
Exons: 2
Coding region: 202-636 (144 amino acids)
Source: RefSeq, a predicted model, not a curated record